Messenger RNA from Phycodurus eques (leafy seadragon), 3875 nucleotides. RefSeq names its product MYCL proto-oncogene, bHLH transcription factor b (gene myclb). The record is from RefSeq and is a predicted model, not a curated record. Bases 247 to 1668 code for a protein of 473 amino acids. The transcript has 3 exons. Gene Ontology annotation, biological process: regulation of transcription by RNA polymerase II. Lineage: Eukaryota; Metazoa; Chordata; Actinopteri; Syngnathiformes; Syngnathidae. Gene Ontology annotation, molecular function: RNA polymerase II cis-regulatory region sequence-specific DNA binding; protein dimerization activity; DNA-binding transcription factor activity, RNA polymerase II-specific.
GUCUGCCAAAGAAAGUGAUCGCCACCGCAGCCGGCGCGGCCACUGCGGCGAGUUUCGCACAGGGUUUGUUCGCGGACUGUUUACCACGCAGGCGGAAGAGGAAAGAAAGAAGAAGCGGCAGCGACCCGUGUGCAUGCGCCGUUUGACGCUCAGUACUGAGGUCGUCUGCUUUACGAAGGAUCUAUGAAGGAGCAAGCGGCUUUUUCAACGUGCACACCAGACUGAGGGAACAGGGAGUGAGUCCCUAUGCCGGGCAUCAGUUCCUCCGCGGUGCCACGUUAUGACAGCUGGGAUAUGGACCACCUGGACCACUACCAGCACUACUUCUACGACGACCACCAUGACCCGGAUGAGGACUUCUUCAAGUCCACGGCACCAAGCGAAGACAUAUGGAAGAAAUUCGAGCUGGUGCCCACCCCGCCCAUGUCCCCCGUCCGGUCAGUGGAGGGGUCAGGCAGGUUCGGUCUGGUGUGUCCCUCGCUAGGGGACAAGCUGGAGUGGGUGUCUCAGUUUUUGGGGCAGGAGGACGAACAGCAGCAGCAGCAGCAGCAGCAACAGGACCUCCCUUGCAAAGUGACCCCGACCACUGACUCUAUGGGGAACCUGAGCUCCAUCAUCAUCCAGGACUGCAUGUGGAGCGGGUUUUCGGCCGGACGGCAGCUUGAGAGGGUGGUGGGGGAGCGCUGCCACCCCUGCCAUGCUAAGGGGGUCCCCGCCACCACCAAGGUGGUCACCGGAACGUCACCGGGGAGGGCGCAGGGUGUAACCGCUGACACGCUGCCUCUCGGUUGUUUGGUGGCGGAUUGCGUGGACCCGGCCGCUGUGCUCACCUUCCCCUUGGGCGGAGGCUGCAAGAAGCAAAUCUCCUCUGGGUCAGAGUCUCACAUCAACUCAUCAGAUGAUGAGGAUGACCAAGACGAGGAUGAAGAGGAGAUCGACGUGGUGACCGUGGAGCACAAGCAACGCAAAUCCCGUCGUCUGGUCAACGGCCGCAAACCCGCGACCAUAACUGUGCGAGCGGACCCCCUGGACCCCUGCAUGAAGCGGUUCCACAUCUCCAUCCAUCAGCAGCAGCACAACUACGCAGCCCCGUCGCCAGACACGCUUCCGCUGUCAUCAGCCGAACCGCCGCUGCCCCGCAAGAGGGUCCGCCAGGAGGCCUCCGCCCUGGCGCUCCACCAACCGGGUCAGCACUCUCACUACCACCAACCCCGGCUCGGCCACGCCCCCUCGAACUUCGACAGCAGACGGUCUCAUGCUACCACGGCCGGGGCCCGUUCGGAGUCCCCUGACCUCGGCGCCUCGUCCCCCACCUCCCCUGCGUCGCCGUCGUCGCCCCCCUGCUCCUCGUCGUCAUCGUCGUCGUCCCCGCCGCACCUCUCCAGCCCCCAGUCGUCGGACUGCGAGGACACGGACCGACGCAAGGCCCACAACUUCCUGGAGCGCAAGCGGCGUAACGACCUGCGCUCGCGCUUCCUGUCACUGCGGGACGAGAUCCCCGGCCUGGCCAACUGCGCCAAGACGCCCAAGGUGGCCAUCCUGACGCGGGCCACCGAGUACCUGCGGCAGCUGCACGCCGGCGAGCGGCAGAAGGCUCAGGAGAGGAAGCAGCUGAAGGUCAAGCAGGCGCAGCUCCUGCAGAGGCUGGCGCAGCUCAAGCGAUCCUGAAUGCUCCCGGAACUGAAAACUGAAUGAAGGAGAAUGGACACUCAUUUAGAUACGUUGGAAUUGUGCAGGUGGAUUUUCUUUUUUUGUUGUUCUUGUGAUUUGCACAGUUAGCUUGUGAGUGAUAGACAAAGGCCUUUAGCCAGUCGGGACAGCAAAUGUAGGACUGCACGGGUCCUUGGUUGUUGUCUCAAUACACUGCUCACAAAAAGUUAGGGAUAUCGGGCAUUUGGAUGAAAUUUUAGGAUGCACUUUAAUAUUUAUAGGUGAAUUUGACCUUGUUUAAACGUUUGAAGGCACAUGUCCAACUGUUCAAUUUAUUCAAUAAUUGUUCUAUAACAAGGAGCUGAAUGGCUCCAUGAAUCCACAAAUACAUUUCCAGGAACGUCCACCUAUGCCUUUCGUGACUCUUCCAGUCUCUCGCCCUCUGUUGCAACCUACAACAAAGGAGCUGAAUGGCAUCCAUGAAUUAACAAGUACAUUUACUGGUUCAAUUAAAUUUGGUAUUUAAACAGUCCUAAAAACACCUAAAUUGAGCAACAGUACCUUGCCAUUAUGAGGCUUCAAACCGAUUCUCAGAGGGAAGUGGAGACUGGGGGAGUCACAGAGAGGCAGAAUUGGACCUCCUUGGAAAUUUUCAUGGAUUAAACUGUUGUGAACUUUGCCAUUCAGCUCCAUGUUAGAGAAGAGCAGCUAUGGAAAAAAAUGCUGACCGAAGAUCAAACCAGCUUUUUAUGUCCAUCCUGAAAUUUCAACUAAAAACCCAAUAUUGCUUUUUUUUUGUGCAUUUCCCCCCCCCAUGUUAAGAAAUUAGACACUGAAGUGCUGCAUGGGUUGGGGGGCUCCGUGUGAUGGUUGGUCGGGACAGACUGGAAGACCCCCACCCUUAUUUCUGCACUAUUUUGUGCCAUUCGCCAUAGCCCUCAAACACUUUUUUAAAAUUUCACCCCUGAAAAAUGGCUGUCUGUAACCAUUUGUAGCUCCAGUGAAACUUAUUUCAACAGUUUUGUAGCAUUAAUAAUUUGCUUGAUUUAUUUUUAUCCCCAAACUAGAAUCUGUACAAUUAUAGAAUUAUUGUGCCAUGGUGAAUGUCGGCUUCAGUAUAUCAACCAAAAGAAAUUCCUAAGAGAAUGGCUUCAAUUUCAUUUCUUUUCAUUGUCAACCAUUUUGGGAAAUGAACCCCACUGUAUAUCUCUGUCGUAUUAUUUUAUUUGUAAAUGUUUAUUUUCAUCCACCAUGGACGCCUCUUGAAGGUUUUCGGCGUUGGCGGCCGAUCCCAUUAUGUGUACAUAGUACCCCGUUUCUGUACAGUCCCUUUGGAACCAAAACCAGAGCUGUGUACUUUACUCCCCUUAUUUUUUUUAUUUUUAUCUCCCCCCAUCAAUUUGUCUUAAAGCUUACUGGCUUUUUUUUUUCCCCAGAGAUAACUCAAAAGCUAUUUUUGUUAAUAAAACGAAAUGAUAAAACACUGAGUAGGACUUGGAUUGCAUGGGACACUUUGUCACACAUCAAUGCCUCCUUGUUUGUGUUUUCUGUGUCUUGGGCAAAAAAAGAAAAGUCACUUAACAACAAAGUUUGAUACUAUAUUUUCCUACAGAGUUGUGUUCAGUGUGAGCUGUUUUUUUGUUAACGUGGCUGACAGGGGCCUUUCUGGUGGUUGUGUACUGAAUGCGGCUGCGUUGAAUUCGUGUGAUUAAAAGCCCCCGGACCUGUAGUGCACCGUCUUGGAUGGGAAGGAAGCCUCUUAAUGAUUGUAUUGUUGUUGCUUUUUGCAUGCUCUGUGUUCCCCACAGUCCAGAAGCAACCCAGCUUAGAAUAUCUCAGAGUAGCAUGUCCUGUCUUUGCCAGCACUCAGGAAUAGCUUUGUCGCUUAUAUCCCGCUGUAUGUAACGACCUCAGGAGCCCCCCCAGAAUCAAUGCUUCACCCUUCUCUUUUUUUCCUUUCUCCUCCUGCCCACAUCCUUCCGCUCAUCAAUUCGGUACAAACCCACCAGUUUCCCCUCGUUUUCGUUUCGCCGAAAGUCUCAUUUAUUUAAAUGUUUGAUUUGUAUCUGUUGCCAGAUGUGGCCGUUGCUAAUACAUUUGCAGUUCAUUUUGGAGCCUUGUUUCAGCACUUUUUUUUUUUUUUUUUUUUUUUCUCUCUCUGUACCUCAAGCCUAUAUGUAUAAAGAGUCUUUCAGAAAAUCAAUAAAUUUAAUUGUUUGACAUCA